Vidua macroura (Pin-tailed whydah) is the source of this 1357-nucleotide messenger RNA. It is a transcript of the gene EXOG, whose product is annotated as exo/endonuclease G. Gene Ontology annotation, biological process: apoptotic DNA fragmentation. Bases 344 to 1237 code for a protein of 297 amino acids. The record is from RefSeq and is a predicted model, not a curated record. Gene Ontology annotation, molecular function: nucleic acid binding; metal ion binding; single-stranded DNA endonuclease activity. The transcript is spliced from 9 exons. Gene Ontology annotation, cellular component: nucleus; mitochondrial inner membrane. NCBI's taxonomy places the organism in Eukaryota, Metazoa, Chordata, Aves, Passeriformes, Viduidae.
GGGGCCGCUGCGUCCUGCUGGGCUACGUGGCGGCUCCUCCGCAGCCAGAGCCAGCCGGAGCCGGGGCCCGGGCGGGCCCCAGCACAGGCCUCAAGGCUUUAAAAGUACCGGAUUGUUGGAAAGCAGAGGAAGAAUGGCUCUAAAAACAUGAGUUGCUGUUGGACAGAUGGCUGGAGAAUGAACAAGACAGUAAGAUGGAUAACCAAUAGAAGAGGCUCUGCUGGAAAGAUAUGGGUUUCCUGAGGCUGGAACAGAGACCAGAUGUUACACAAAUCAUGCACUGUCUUAUGACCAGGCAAAACGGGUGCCUAGAUGGGUGAUUGAACACAUUUCAAAACAAAAGAUGCUGGGUGAUGCAGAUCGAAGGCACUGUAAGUUCAGACCAGACCCUAACAUCCCUCUGAUGUUCAGUGCUGUCAAUGAAGACUACCUUGGCAGUGGAUGGUCACGAGGACACAUGGCACCAGCAGGAGAUAACAAAUUUUCAACAUUUGUUUUGAGGUGGAGCAUGAUGUCAUUAUUGAUGCAAAGAGCUGGAUAUGGAGUUACAAGUGAUUUAUCACCAGGUCCUUCACCUCUGGAGAGAGCUAUGGCUGAAACAUUUUAUCUGUCCAACAUUGUGCCUCAGAAUUAUGAAAAUAAUGCUGGGUUUUGGAACAGAAUGGAAAUGUACUGUCGGGAAUUGACUGAGAGAUUUGAAGAUGUUUGGGUUGUUUCUGGACCUCUUACCUUGCCUCAAACAGAUGGUGAUGGAAAGAAGAGUGUUACUUAUCAGGUAAUUGGAAAGGAUGAUGUGGCUGUACCAUCCCACCUGUACAAGGUGAUCCUCGCCAGGCGGAGCAGAACGUCCUCAGAGCCCCUGGUGCUGGGGGCGUUUGUGGUGCCAAACAAUCCCAUAGGCUUCAGCCACCAGCUCACUGACUUCCAAGUCAGCGUUGAAGACCUGGAAAGAAUGUCAGGUUUAGUCUUCUUCCCCCAGGUGGACAAGACCAAAGAUGUUAAAAAUAUCUGUGAGGUGGAUACCUGCAAGCUGAUGGGCUUCAAGGAAUUCACUCUGUACAUCACUGCCCGCAAAGUGCAGAGUGCCCGGACACUGCGCCGGCUGGAGAAAGCCAUGGCGGAGUUACAGGAGGCAGGGAUUGAGCCUGAUGAGUAUCUCCUAAAGCUUUACAAGAAGAAGGAGGAAGAACUGCUGCAGGAAAAAGCAGUAGCAGCUAGAGAGGGGAGAGCUGGCUGAGUAUUCAGGAAGUUGUUUGGGUUUUUGGAAAGGGGAACUGAAGUCAGACACGAAGACGAGGGCUCCUUGAAUCAUCCUUGAAUCAGUUGUGAAAACAAUAAAGAAAUAUUUGGAAGCUGA